Molecule: messenger RNA, 1486 nt
Organism: Sorghum bicolor (sorghum)
Lineage: Eukaryota; Viridiplantae; Streptophyta; Magnoliopsida; Poales; Poaceae
Product: ribonucleoside-diphosphate reductase small chain
Exons: 1
Coding region: 290-1309 (339 amino acids)
Biological process (GO): deoxyribonucleotide biosynthetic process
Molecular function (GO): oxidoreductase activity
Source: RefSeq, a predicted model, not a curated record
CUGAAUUUUCAAAUCCCCCGGCAAAAUCGAAAUUUUCCCCAAUCUUCCGUCGCACGGCGCGCCUCCUGUCUUCUCCCUCCGCCGUCCGCCCCACCCUUAUCCUUUCCUCCCGCGCCCCCGCCUCCUUCCCUUGCAAGCCAGCGCCAACGCCGUUCCACUACAAUUCAAAAUCUGCGCUCCAAUUCCCCCACCAUCCCUAUAAAUCCCCCGCCUCCCUGCUCUCCUCCGUAACCCAAUCCAAACCCCCCCAAAUUCCCCACUAGCGAAAUCAUACCCCAAUCCUCCGACGAUGCCUGCCGCGCCGACGCUUGUGCCCCCAUGCGACGCGGAGGAGCCGCUGCUGGCCGAGUCCUCCGACCGCUUCUCCAUGUUCCCGAUCCGCUUCCCGCAGAUCUGGGAGUUCUACAAGAAGGCGGUGGCGUCCUUCUGGACGGCGGAGGAGGUUGACCUCUCCUCCGACGCCCGGCACUGGGACGAGGCGCUGUCCCCCGACGAGCGCCACUUCAUCUCCCACGUGCUCGCCUUCUUCGCCGCCUCCGACGGCAUCGUGCUCGAGAACCUCGCCUCCCGCUUCAUGUCCGACGUGCAGGUCGCCGAGGCGCGGGCCUUCUACGGCUUCCAGAUCGCCAUCGAGAACAUCCACUCGGAGAUGUACUCGCUGCUGCUCGAGACCUACAUCCGCGACGACGCCGAGAAGGACCGCCUGUUCCGCGCCAUCGACACCGUGCCCGCGGUCCGCCGCAAGGCCGACUGGGCCAUGCGCUGGAUCGACGGCGGGGAGCGCUUCGCCGAGCGCCUCGUCGCCUUCGCCUGCGUCGAGGGCAUCUUCUUCUCGGGCUCCUUCUGCGCCAUCUUCUGGCUCAAGAAGCGCGGGCUCAUGCCGGGCCUCACCUUCUCCAACGAGCUCAUCUCCCGCGACGAGGGCCUGCACUGCGAUUUCGCCUGCCUCCUCUACGAGCUCCUCCGCAGCAAGCUCGACGAGGCCCGCGUCCGCGAGAUUGUCGCCGAUGCCGUCGACAUCGAGCGCGAGUUCGUCUGCGACGCGCUCCCCGUCGCGCUCGUCGGCAUGAACGGCGGCCUCAUGAGCCAGUACAUCGAGUUCGUGGCCGACCGCCUGCUCAUGGCGCUCGGGUGCAAGAAGAUGUACAACGCGACCAACCCCUUCGACUGGAUGGAGCUCAUCUCGCUGCAGGGGAAGACCAACUUCUUCGAGAAGCGCGUCGGUGACUACCAGAAGGCCUCCGUCAUGAACAGCCUCAACGGCAGCGCCGCCGCCAACCACGUCUUCAGCAUCGAUGAGGACUUCUGAGUUGGUGCGCGUAAUCUAUUCCGCCGAUAAUCGUAGUAUUUGCUUAUCAUUAGUUCUUGUAGGUGUGAUACAUGUACUCCGAGCCGCGUGGUGCUGUUUUAUUUUCUGUGUUACUGGUUCUUGCUCCUGAUGUAAUGUAUAAUCAAUCAAUUUCCCGGUACACCGGCGUGUUCUUAA